CGAAUUAAAUAGUUUGGUACGCUGUUCCGACCAGAACCUUCUCAUGUGUUGGCAUAGAGCAGAGCUGCCUGAGCCGAUGCUGAGGCGGUUUCCAACAAGUGCCCUGCUCUGCUGCGGGAGAAAUGUGCCCUGCACGUUGGCUCGUGAAGAGCACUGACACGGAAAGGGCUCCUGUUAGCGAGGGGGGAAUUGUUUCCAGAGAGUGCGAUUUUGGUAAAGAAGCCCUUUCGAGGAGAACGGUGAUCGUUUUUAGCAAGUUAGUUCACAGUGUGUGGCAGUACAUUUGGAAGGAUUACAGUUGGUGUUGUCGCGCUAUUUUUUUUUUUUUUUUAACGUAUCACCACCAAAGAUUUUGCAGUCUUGUGAGUGAGGAGUAUAAGAAGUUAAAGGAUGAUAUUAAUGAAUAUCACCGUUGAAAAUAAUUCAGCAGUGAUUUCCCCCUCCCCCGGGAAGUUGCCUGCUCGCGGGCAUUGUCUGAGAUAGCAGCUCCGGACUCCUCUUUCGCUCUUUGUGAGCUCCGCUCCUUUGUGGGACUCCUCCAAAUCAAAGCCUGCUGUAGUUCAGAUGGGAAAAUGCAUUUCUGUUACUGCGAAGUUGAGGAGGCUGGAAAUAUUUAAUAGGAAAACCACACCAUGGGAGCAUCUAAAAGCAAUAACUUUAAAAUCGAGGAAAAAAAGCUUUUAUUUGUUCUGUUUUACCUCUCCUGCUGAGUGUUCCGGAGAUGCGUUUACUGUUAAUUGCUGUUUGGUGAUUUUCAAAAGGUAACUGCAAAUUUAGAAAGCGUCAUUCAGAAAGACAUUUAAUGCUCUUGUAUUUACUGAAAGAAUAUAUCGCUAUUUAAAGGCCGUCUGAUGGAAAGGGAAGAUGGAAAAAAAAUACAGGGAGAGACUGCAUGUUGCCAUUCUUUGUUGCUCUUUAUUUUGUAUUUGUGUGGAACAUGUUGAUGUAUUUCACAUAGGAAUUUUUUUUAUUUUUUUACUUUUUUUUUUUUUUUUUUUUUUUUUUUGAAAGGAGCAUCGUUGUUACAUUUAAUGGGGAAGUACCACGGUAUAAAACCAACCCACAUCCCCCACUCUGCAGUGCCCAUGUAAGAGUGACAAAUCGCGGGCUGAGGCUCGCGCCCUCCGUCCUCCAGCAAUGUGAGGCUUCCCAGAUCCCAGUGUGGCCAUGCCAGCCUUUUGCUCUUAGGCAGUUCCUCAUGGUCACAAUCUACAUAGAUAUAUUUCUUCCACGUACGUAUGUGGGGAAUUGAAAUUAGAUGGUAACCAGUGGGAACGGAGCUCUCUGAUCGAAAGACCUUUUUUUUUUUUUUUUUUUUAUUGCAUUUGGCAACCUCUUUUCUUUCAGAGACACAAUACAAUUAAUUAACAUAUUCUGGGGCGUGUUUUUGCGAUUGGGAAGUGGUGGCCCCUUGUUGAGAAGAAAACACUUUAAAUAAAAAAGUAACAUUGUUGUGUCCAAAUGGUACUGGGAAAAGCAGAGUGGUACUGCUGAUGCAGCCCAUGGAUGCGGUUGAUUUACUCCAAUUUGCUUUAGUAUAUACCAAACCAGCUUAUCCUUUCCCACGCCCACAUUAGAUAUGUGUUUUCUUUAUACAAAUCCACCUAAAAUAGGUCUGUAUUUAAGAUAUUGGGAAAUUCAGCACGUCAUUUCUCCUGUAUGGCGGUAGCAGAGAUACGAUUCCUAAAUUGAAAUCAAACACACGUGAGCAGUGACAUGAUACAGUAUCAUGCUGCUCAUCGUAACACCACAAACAUGAGAAAAGGUUGUUAAUUUAUAUGGAAUGUUAAUUUGGCAAAUCCCACGCUGAGGUAUGCCUGUGCAGAAAAAGUAAUCCGAGGCUUGGUUUUGGCAUGAUGCUAUGUAAAUGUAUUUAAUAAAAAUCCAGUCAAUUAAUACGUACCUCCCCAAAUCCAAACUUUGCAGUGAUGUACACUUUAAAGAAAAGCCCAAUGUUAUGUUCAAGUUACAUACAAUCUAAAUUCCAGAGUUUACUAAAGCAGCUUUUCAGGGCUUAGCGUGACAUUAAUAUUCAAUAUGGUUUGAUGGAAGUUUAUUUCAGGUUCUUUUGUAUCAUACUGUAAUUAUCACUGCUUUGACUUGACUCACAUAAAAAUGUGGUUAACGUUUAAAUGUCUUUUUAAUGUAGAGAAUUAUAAAUUAACUGUCACAUGUAAAUCUUUUAGCUGGUAUCACUUAGGGAAUGUUAAGUCUUUCACAAGGAAAUAAUCACUGCGCUUAAAAACAUCCCGUGUAGGAUCCUUUCCUUUAGAAUUUUGGUUUGAGAUGGUUCAUUCAAAGAAAAUCCCUUGUUUGGUGUUUACUGUAAACCUAGGUCGGAAAUUAACAUUUAAAUGGCAACAUGAGUAACAGAGGCAGUACUUGAAAACCACCACCCUUAUCCAUGGCUGCUAGCUAAGUGGAAUUUACCAAAGUCUCCAAAGGUGAUAAUGCAAUUUAAACCAAGAAAAUGAAUACAAUAGUUGGUGGAAUUCUUCCCCCUUCCAUUCCACUCUGAGGAAUUACAAAAUUUGUCAUUCCAUUUGCACAAAAGAAAAUAGCACAAGAUGUGCAGGGGCGCAGUGUCCAGGAGAUGCGCCAGCGUGACCCCUGGUGCUGCUCCCUGUACCUGUGUCACGUGUGCUUGUGCAACGUGCAGGCUGCCCGUGGUGAAGUCAUCGCAUCUGAAGUGUUAGAACGUUCUAGUUAUUCAGCAGCUUGCAUUGGGGUAGGUGUUAAACACAGAUUUGACCAUUAAAUUAAAGAAUAUAAAGGAAAAUUAAACUUUGCUUUCUUGGUAUAAUUUAAGAGUAAGCACACACAGAUGCACUAACGCUUCACUGUGGGUUGUGGAUGUGCAUUAUCCAUCCUAACUGAACAUGGGCAGGAAUAAUUUGUUGGAUCCGAGGCGGACUGCCAUUUAGAACACGCUAUGUGCAAAGGUCAGCAUGCGGGAGUCGCAUUCUGCUUUGUGUAGGGUGACCAUUUUGCUGCUGCCUUCCCAGAAAUGGAGCAAGUACCCACGAUCAGGAUGUAUUUCCACGAAGACCGUUAAUGAUUUAAACCCGCAGAAACAAAAAGCAGACGAGCAUCAAUCUAUUUUAAAGAGAUAAACAGGGGAAGUAUUAUUGUACAUAUUGAGAACCUCCGAGUUACUGCAAUUUUCCUGGUCUCGGUUGCAUCCGCUCGCUGUGUAGAGUGUGUCCUUUUGUACAGAGGUAAAGAUCAAAGCUUUCCCAACAAAGUCGCAAGUAGAAAAUGGACUAAAAAUGGCGACUAGAAAUUUGCUUUAAAGAAUUAGCUGUAAAGUGAGUUUUCCCACUUGGCAUUUCCAAGCCCGAUGUCAGUUGAUGUUUUCUAAUACAGCGCACAUUUUAUGUAAAACCUCUGCUUUUUCUCUUAUCCGUGGAGGACUCCUCUGAUGCUUACAUCCAACCAAUAAUGUGCCUCUGUAAAGGAAAGACUUCUGCUUGUUCAGUGCUUUGUUUUAUUCACUGAAGUUACAGUGAUUGUAUACUUUGUAGAGAAAAAGCAGUGAAAUUUAAAGCAAGUAUGCAGAUCCCAGCAUUGUUGUUGGGAGUGAUGAAUGGCUAGUAAAAAUUUAAGGUGAAUACCUCUUUAUUUUUGCUAACGAAGCUGAAGUGCCACGCAGCACUGUAUGUUAACAUUUUUGUGAGGGAUCCCUUCAACUUUAGAAGUGCUUUACAUGUGGGCAGUGUAAUUUUCAUUCACUUAUGCAUUAAUUCUAUUUUAAAAAUAUCUAAAAAAAAUGUGGAUAUGUAUCACCCUGUUGUAUGUUUGUUAUAACCAAACUUGUCUGGGUGUUAGAUUCUGUAGGUUUCUUUUAAGAGAACUGGCUUUUCUCCUCGCAUUUAGAUUAACAAUGAAAUUAUUCAUUCUUACCCCCUGAACUAUAUUCCUCUCUAAUUAUUUUAAUCUUAUAUAUCACUAUAAGAAGGACAGGCUUCUUUUUUCAAACAGAAAAUUGGCCUUCUGUGUCAUGUCAGUGCUUAUUAAAUACUACAAUCAUAAGAACACAUACACUACAAGAUUUUACCUUCUGAUUCCAUAGCUGUUACAGGCUUAGUGGUUGCAGAAUUUAUUUAGUGGUAAUGCAUUUCUUUUCCUAUUUUGCAUUUCAAAGGUCUCGUCUAAACAAUUGUUUUACAGAACUAUCCAGAGGUUAUCUAAAUUUCCCCAUCAAAUAUUACGCAGCACCAUAAGCUGGGAGUCAUGGAGUUUCUUUCCGUUCAUUUACAUUCCCUCUGUAGAAAGAACUGAUCAGAAAGCCACAAAAGAAAUACGACAAAUCCUUAAUGAAAUGGUUCAGUGUAUUCGGUUUGACUGAAUUUGGACCAAAGCAAAGUUUCAAGCUGUUCACUGCUAAGCUGGUGUUAAACGCUCUCUGAGUAAAAUAUUUUUAUUUGGAAACAAUGCAGUGGGCUUCUCAUAGAUGUAUUCUUGAUUCCUCGGUGCGGCUUUAAUCAAGUUGUUGCAAAGCAAUUAAUUUUUUGCUUUAGUGAUGCAUUUUUAUAAAGCCAGAAAUUGGGUUUCAGAAUCACUAACAUCAAAAAAGCCAAAGCCCCAAACCCAGCGCUACCGGCAGCUGCACGCGUUGCUGUUCAAAGAGGAAGUUGCAGGAAAACCGUCUCAAUUAAUUAAAAAAGAAAAAGAAAGAAAAAAAAAAGCAGUGAUAAAAAUGUACAACUGUUUGUUGCAAUACAAGCUUUACUGUAUGUAUACAUUAAUCCAACAAAUUAAAAUAUACUUAAUAUGUUUUCCUUUCAAAAGGAUAUUUAUUUUAAUUUACCUGUCAGGGAAAUAAAGGACAGAUUUGCUGCUGCUGUAUCGUGAUUUUUUUUUUCCUUGUCAGGGUUAACAGAAUCAUUGGGAAUGCUUUUUAAAUUAGAUGUCAUUUUCUUGACACGAAUGAGGAAGGGCCAGGAGGGUGCAUCUACCUUCAAAUCAUUUGCCUUUUUUUAAAACAGUGUGAUCUAUUGGCUGCUUUAUUUCCUCACACAGUAAUUGCUCACACCUGCAAUUUUCAGCGUAUUUUUUUUACGGGCCUUAAAAGUAAUAAAAAUAGCGUUGUGUGUUUUAUCAUACAAAUAAUUCCGAGUCCAAAUGUGUGUUGUUCCUUGCUAAGAUAGGGCAGUUUUGUGCAGGGUGGUGUUUUUGGGAGCACUAACUGCAUUAUUUUAUGCAAACUGAAACAUUCCACAUCCGGAUAUCCUCCACUGUUUUGUUUUGUUUUGUUUUUUGUCUCAUGUGUUAAAAAUGUCUAGACUCAGGGAUAUGGGAGCGUGCAUUUACAGAGAAAUGCUACAGCGUGUCCCAAAUGGCCAUGCUAAUUGCGCUGGGCUGGGCCUUCACGGAGGAAGCUGCCUCCAUCACUCCCCUUGCUUUUGCCCUCCAUUCUGCCUCUAUUUAUCUAAUUUCACUUAAAACUUUCAGGGAGAGAAAAGAGCUUGACCUGAGCUGUCCUGCCUGCACUGCGGCUCUGGGGGUGGAGCUGGGCACAUCCUUACCCAGAUCCCGUCUUCCUGCUCCCAUACACGUUAAUUAACAACGUUUAAAACACAUAUAUAUGUAUAGGCCCAGGUAGCCAGGCGUCCAAGAAUGCACACAACUCAGCAGUGAUUUGCUCAGAUACCGUAUCGACUGAGCUGGCCUUGCAAAACUAUCACAAAAAGCACCCGUUCACCACACAAAUUCUACAUGUCUGCCUUUUAGCGUGGCAACGGAGAUAAAGCAGUGAGGGCUUCCUGGCCCAAUACAAAUGCAAAAAUAAAAUAAAUAUAUAACGUCCCUGGGGUGGGUGAGGGAGGACCGGGCAGGGAUGUGUGCAUUUCUGUGCUCCCGAGCACAGCCAGGAGCACCGUACCUGCCUGCAACGGAGCACCGUGCAGCUCGGGGCCGUCCUCAGUGCAGGCUGCCUCCGCUCAAUCAGUUUUGCGAUUUUUUAAUGUUAAUUUUUAAUUUUGUUUUAAAUUCAAGCAUUUAACUUCAAUAAAAUAAUAACAAAUACCCCCCCCACCCCUCCGAAUAAAUAAAAACAUUUUAAAAACAAUGCCGCCUCGCCCCAAAUCAAUAAAUCCCACCCAACCUCCCGGAGGGAACGGGCACCUCCGAGUGCGGCGGGACAGCCGCGUGCGAGCCCGCGCCUCCCAGCGCCCUCCCGGUCCCACCUCCCGCCUCCCCGCAGCAGAGCGGCGCGGGGCCGCCGGCGCCUCCGUUCCGCGGCUCCACGAAGCGGAGAGCGGAAAGGCGCGAGGGUGGCGGGAGCGCGCGGCUCCCGCGUGCGCAGCGAGCGAGGGGACGGAGGCCAUACGAGUUGGCGGCGGUAACGCGCGAGCCCCGCGGCCGCGUCGCGAACGAACGGGACGAUGGUCUCUAGCGAGCCGCUGCUGCUGCCGGUGUCACUGGAGGGCGAGUUCUCCACUAGCAUGAAGGAGAUGAUCGGCGGCUGCUGCGUGUGCUCCGACGAGAGGGGCUGGGCCGAGAACCCGCUCGUUUACUGCGACGGGCACGGCUGCAAUGUCGCAGUGCAUCAAGCUUGCUAUGGAAUUGUUCAAGUACCCACUGGACCUUGGUUCUGCAGAAAGUGUGAAUCUCAGGAAAGAGCGGCCAGAGUGAGAUGUGAAUUAUGCCCUCAUAAGGAUGGUGCUUUAAAGAGAACAGAUAAUGGGGGUUGGGCUCAUGUGGUUUGUGCUCUGUACAUUCCCGAGGUGCAGUUUGCGAAUGUCGCUACAAUGGAACCUAUUGUGUUGCAGUCCGUUCCUCAUGAUCGUUACAAUAAGACAUGCUAUAUCUGUGAUGAACAAGGCAGAGAAAGUAAAGCAGCCACAGGUGCAUGCAUGACAUGUAAUAAACACGGAUGUCGACAAGCUUUUCAUGUAACAUGUGCACAGUUUGCAGGACUUCUUUGUGAAGAAGAAGGCAAUGGUGCAGAUAAUGUCCAAUAUUGUGGCUACUGUAAAUACCAUUUUAGUAAGCUGAAAAAGAGCAAACGGGGAUCUAAUAGGUCAUAUGAUCAAAGUUUAAGUGAUUCUUCCUCUCACUCUCAGGAUAAACAUCAUGAGAAGGAGAAAAAAAAAUAUAAAGAGAAAGAUAAACACAAGCAAAAAUAUAAGAAGCAGUCGGAGUCCUCACCAUCCUUGGUUCCAUCUCUUACUGUAACUACAGAGAAAACUUAUACAAGCACUAGCAACAACUCCAUGUCAGGCUCCUUGAAGCGUCUGGAAGAUACUACGGCUCGAUUUACAAAUGCAAAUUUCCAGGAAGUUUCUACACACGUUUCAAGUGGAAAAGAUUCUUCAGAGGCUAGAGGGUCAGAGAGCAAAGGGAAGAAAUCUACAGGUCACAGCUCGGGACAGAGGGGAAGAAAGCCUGGUGCUGGAAGAAAUCCAGGAACAACUGUGACUGCAGCUAGCCCUUUUCAGCAAGGAAGCUUUUUGGGCACUCCUGGGAGCAUAAAGUCAUCUUCUGGAAGUUCGGUUCAGUCUCCCCAGGAUUUUUUGAGUUUUACAGAAACAGAUCUGCGAAGUGACAGUUUCACUCAUUCUCAACAGGCUUCGUCAACCAAAGAUGUACAUAAAGGAGAGACUGGAAGUCAAGAGGGAGGUGUCAACUGUUUCUCUUCCUUAAUUGGUCUCCCUUCAUCAUCAGCUGUUUCCCAAUCUAAAAACUUUGACAGCUCACCUGGAGACAUAAGUAAUUCAAGCCUUACUUCUACAGCAUACAAAAGAGCUCAAACUUCUGGAAUAGAAGAGGAAACUGUAACAGAGAAGAAACGGAAAGGAAAUAAGCAAAGUAAACAUGGGCCUGGUAGACCCAAAGGAAAUAAAAGUCAAGAAAGUAUUUCCCAUCUUUCAGUUUCUUCUGCUUCCCCAACUUCAUCUGUAGCAUCUGCUGCAGGAAGUGUGACAAGCUCUGGUCUUCAAAAAUCUCCAACUUUGCUCAGGAAUGGAAGUUUACAAAGUCUUAGUGUUGGCUCAUCUCCAGUGGGAUCAGGUAUUUUUAGCAGCAAUGAUGUAGCAGUAUCAUUUCCAAAUGCAGUAUCUGGCUCAGGAUCUAGCACUCCCGUUUCCAGUUCUCAUUUACCUCAGCAGGCUUCAGGCCACUUGCAGCAAGUGGGAGCUCUAUCACCUUCAACUGCGCCUUCUAUAACUACUGUUGUUGCUGCAACUCAGGCAAACACCCUACCUGGAUCUUCUCUCAGUCUGCCUCCGUCCCACAUGUACGGCAAUAGGCUGAAUCCAAAUUCAGCAAUGGCAGCACUUAUAGCUCAGUCUGAGAACAGCCAAGCAGAUCAAGAUGUGGGAGAUAACGGCCGAAACCUUGCUGGCAGAGGAGGCUCGCCCAGAGGAAGUCUCUCACCACGAUCCCCUGUAAGCAGCUUGCAGGUCCGCUAUGACCAACCAGGAAACAGUUGUGGGGACAGUUUGCCCCCGGUAGCAGCCAGCAUAGAACAGCUUCUGGAGAGGCAGUGGAGCGAAGGACAGCAGUUCUUACUGGAACAAGGCACCCCCAGUGACAUUUUAGGAAUGCUUAAAUCAUUGCACCAACUUCAGGUUGAAAACAGAAGAUUGGAAGAGCAGAUCAAGAAUCUGACUGCUAAAAAGGAACGGCUUCAGCUUCUCAAUGCACAGCUUUCGGUGCCCUUCCCAACACUGACUUCAAAUCCGAGCCCUUCUCAUCAAGUACACGCAUUUCCCAUACAAGCAGCACCUAGCACCGAUUCCUUGAACAGCAGCAAAAGCCCUCAUCUGGGAAACAGUUUUUUACCGGACAGUUCUCUUCCUGUGUUAAAUCAGGAGAUAACCUCCAGUGGACAAAGCACCAGCAGUUCAUCAGCUCUUUCCACUCCACCACCUGCUGGGCAGAGUCCAGCUCAGCAAGGCUCAGGAGUCACGGGAGUUCAACAGGUCAAUGGUGUGACAGUGGGGGCACUAGCGAGUGGUAUGCAGACUGUAACCUCCACCAUUCCUGCAGUGCCUGGUGUGGGUGGAAUAAUUGGAGCGCUGCCAGCCAGCCAGCUGGCAAUCAAUGGAAUUGUAGGGGCUUUAAAUGGGGUAAUUCAGACCCCAGCAACAAUAUCACAGAACCCUUCUCCUCUCACUCAUGCAACCGUGCCACCCAAUGCAACGCAUCCUCUGCCGACUACAUUAAACAACAGUGCCUCAGGACUAGGAUUACUUCCUGACCAACAGAGACAACUUCUGCUCCAUCAACAGCACCAGCAAUUCCAGCAAUUACUAAGUACUCAGCAACUCACAUCAGAACAACAUCAGGCCCUUCUGUAUCAGCUAGUACAGCAACACCACCACCACCAACACCACCAUCAGUCCGAAGUACAGCAACUGCAGAUUACUGGAGGAGCACAGAUUCCCAUAAACAACUUACUUUCAGGCACGCAGGCAUCACCACUUAAUGCAGCUUCUACCAACCCAUUCCUGUCAAUUCACGGAGAUAAUGCAGCUCAGAAGGUGACAUAUUUUCUCUUACACAGAGGCUCAAUGAUAAAACUGGACCAGUUGCAUCAGAGAAGAGUUGACAUUUGAGUGAUACUUGAGAACUGCACGUCCUGCUGUGAUAGCACUUCAUCUGCCUGCAGACUGCAGCUUUCCUUUCUGCAGAUAUGAAGAAAUGCAACAAGGAACUCUUACUGCACAGCAAAAGGUUAAUAAUUUUCAUAAGGAUAUUUUUGGUAGGCUUUGAUUUGCUUUCUUGUUGCACUAAAAUGGAUAUAAUUUUUAAUGUUUGACUGUGAAAUAGAUAAAACUGCAAACCACAGUUAUUUUGUCAGUCCAAAAAUGGUAGUGAGUACAAGUUAAACCACAGAAAAACGUACACAUGACUUAUCAGUGCUAAUGUUAAACUCUAGAGGCUAGAGAACUGUCUGCAGGCACACGUUACCUUGAUUUUGGAGCAGGAGGGUUUCUUUGUUUUGUUAAUUAAAAAGCUCCACAGAAGCCCAAACGUAGCGUCUGAUCUCUGCCGCAGUUGCAAUCUAUCCUUCAGGCUAAGCUGGCAAUGGCAGUCUGGACUUGCUGUUUGCUGUUUGCUGUUUCCUUUUACACACACACACUCAUUUGGAAAUCUGACUCACGAGGGAAUCUAUUCUGAACUUUUAUUCCUUUAAAUUCCUGUUGUUAUAUAGUGGGAGUUUUUCCUGAGUAAGAAUUACAGUAUGGAAUCCAAAGUUGAUUAAUUUUGGCGUAGGUUGUAGAGUGCUGAGGUUUUUAAAGGAACUGGUUUGGUUCCAGCAACAAAGUUUUCUUACCAGAUGAGAAGGCCACACUGGAAGAAUUAGGAGUAGUGUUUGGCCUAAACCAAGUGCCUGUUGCUACCUCCCUUCGUUGGAAUGGCUGCCAACAGCUGACGAUGCACUAGCCGUGUCCUUGUGAGCAGCAGGAAGAGUCGGUGUUGCACCAGCAGCCUUGUCCUUCUGCCUUUACUCCAAGUGUUUAUACCACUGUAGAUAGCUCAGGCAGAUUGUUACCUGGGUCCUUUUCACUGAUGAACUACCAAAAAGUGAGUGAGGGUUUCCCACUACAAUUAUCAAUGGUCGAAACGGACGGGCUCGCGUUCAACGGUGGCUGAUGCGAUGGCGUGACUCGAUGCAGGGUGGUGUUCAAUUGGGGUAAUGACCACUAAUCAGUGCUACGGUGGGAAUUGUUAGGGGAAGAGACCCAGCUGUAUUUAGACCUCCACUGUGUACUUAUUUGGAAGAACAUGUUAAUUCUGCAAUAUGUUUCUUAGUUAAACAUUGCACAGUUCUUACCUCAUUUCUGUAAAUAAAGUUUUGUGAAUCUGUUUUGUAUUGUGAAGAAUUCAUAAGAAAACAUUGAUAUUUUGAUUUGUAAUAUUUCUAAUUAGUAGAUUUAAUUGAAGAAGUAAAAAUAAUUUAUUUUUAUAUGUUCGGGGGAAUUUUUUAAAAAUGUCACAGAUCACUUUUGUAGAUACUUUACAAAAGUCAAACCGGUGGUUUAUUUUACCCUCUCGCCCCACCGGUGAAUAUUCUGUAACAAUUUGUACAAAAGGUAAGAUGGAAAUGUGCUGUUAUUUUGACUAGGUGUAAAAUUCCAAGUGUAUGAAAAGAUAUGUACAAAGCUUUUGUUAAUAAACUUUAAUAAUGUUUAUAGUUGCA
Lagopus muta (rock ptarmigan) is the source of this 11152-nucleotide messenger RNA. RefSeq names its product MLLT10 histone lysine methyltransferase DOT1L cofactor (gene MLLT10). Gene Ontology annotation, cellular component: nucleus. Gene Ontology annotation, molecular function: histone binding; nucleosome binding. Gene Ontology annotation, biological process: regulation of transcription by RNA polymerase II. Lineage: Eukaryota; Metazoa; Chordata; Aves; Galliformes; Phasianidae. The record is from RefSeq and is a predicted model, not a curated record. Bases 6387 to 9563 code for a protein of 1058 amino acids. The transcript is spliced from 21 exons.